AUGGACUGGAAGAGCAACCUGAGGCGUACCCAGUCACUGAAAAGUGUCCCCUCAUCAUGUGACAAGCCCAUCUGGACGGAGACAGGGCUGCGGGACAAGACAGCAUCUGUGUCCCAGCUGGUUGCGAGUGGCCUGUUGGAAACUAAAGAGACCGCUCUGGAGUCUCUGAUGAAGAGAAAUGAGGAGAGGGAACGCUCUCAGGUCAAAACCAAUUUGAGCCGCAGCAGGUCAAUGGGGAGUCUUCAAAGCAGCGCCGGGUCUAUAGAUGCCCUGAAGUCUCUGUUUGAGUCAAAGGCUUCCACACAAAACAAGCUGAAGAGCAGUUUCAGAGCUGAAAAUGUCAUGUCACCAUCCAAUGCACCAAACACCCUGCCAGUGAUGAAUGGAGAGGUUGAAGGGGUAAAGAGAGCCACAGAAGAACAGAAAACCCACAUUCCUGCUCAUGCUUCUGUUAAUGCUAAACCUGAUGCAAAAGAAGAGAAUGCAUCUCGAAAGGUGGUGAAUCAGACCCGGUUGGAGAGAAGAAAAACAAUAGGGGGGAUAGAUUUUGAAAAAAUGGCAGCCUCUCAAGCUGAUGAAAAGAGGAGGUCGUAUGCAGACUCGUGGGACAGCUCCUUCAACCAAACCAAGGACCAACUGUGUAUCUCGGUCAAAGCUAUAUCUGCUCUCUAUCUGUCAAAGGUGGCAACUCAGGAACCAACACACAGCAUUGUAAAACCGAUGGCCGAAGACUCCCUACAAAAAAAAGAUGACCACCUUCUACCAACUUUAGCGAAACAUCAGCCGGGACCAGAAGACAUCUCUGGCCCACAUUCCCAACAAUUCAUGCAAUCCCAACCUUCCAAAGAAAUGUUAUACCAGCAGCGGCAGAAAUGUGAGCUGCGAAGGCUCCUGAAGCACACUCACCCGGAACUAAAGAUGUUGGAUGAGGUUGUGGACGAGGAGCUUGCUGAGGUUUUGAGCUCAGAGAGCGGGGUGACAGCUGCUGAAACUGGAUACGAGGGAGAGGUCCUUUCAAGACGCUUGAUAUUCGAGAACUCUGCCUUGUGUAGUAAAGUAUCUGCUUACUCCCCCAAGCUGCACAUGGCACAGGAAACAGCGCAAAGAGGCGAUGUCAGUAAAACAUCAGCUGUGUUUGAGGUGUCAGAAGAGAGGCCUCGCGCUGCAAGUGUUAAACCGACCGUGGAGGCCGACAAAACACUUGGUUCUAGUCCAGAUCCUGAGUGUGAAGAGGAGAUUGUAAGAAUAGAUGUUCAGGCUACCAGAAGGAUAUUUGAGAAUCAAUCUUUAAACACAUCUAAGCUAAAUCCAGAUAAUAAGUUCCAGGGGAAAGUUUCUAUUUUCGGGGAUGAGACAGGGGCAGUCCAAAAACGAAAACAGGGCUUUGAAAUGUGUGACAAACAAAGUCCACAGAGCAAAACCAGAAGCAGUGACACUGAUUUGACAGAACAGAGCCAUAAUCAAGGGUUGUGUGUUCAUGUUGGUCAGAGCAGUGAUCAUGGGUUUUCUGGCUGGGAAGAGGUUUCCACUGGUGAAACACUCUUUGAGGAUGAGCCUACAAGUAUUCCAGAUCCAGAAGGAUUUGGGGAUACGAUCAAAACGAGGGCAGCUCUUUUCCAAAACAACCCAUUUAUCUCAACAAACGUAGACAGACAGCAUCCCUGUUUAAAUACAGGAAAACCCCAAAUCCCAGCAGUAGACAGCGAGGCAGCUGAGAACUAUCUGACAGCUAAUGUCAAGAACAGAGCUCAUCUGUUUGAUUCAAUGCCAUUCGAUAAAAUCAGACAUCAGAACAAGGACGAAAUAGAAACAAUGGUGGAGAACAUCAAGGAGACAUUAAACUCCCUUCAUCACGUUAACACCAUACAUUCAGAUGGCUCAAUCAUCGAGGUGAAUGAGACAAUGAUAGCAAAAAAGGCUAAAUUCAUGCUAUCUGAGAGUGGGCCUAAGAUAAAAUAUGAUGAGGUGGCUGAAGGUGGUGCACAAAACUUCAUACUCCAGUUGGUACCACGGGCAAACCUAAAGUCUCAGAUCACUUACCUAAAGGAAGAUUGCAAAGGAAAUAUGGAGGCCACAGCGGUUAAUGUGCCUGUUCAGCAGGACACAGAGUGUAAAACUGCCAAUGUGGUUCAACUUGUUGAGGAUAUUCUCAAUCAAGAUAACUCCCUAAGGAAAGGAGUGAUAAUCCAGGAGGGUAUCAACAGAUGUGCUGAAGUAAUAGUUUACUCCCUUUACAAUUAUGUUGAUGAGAAAGAUGUGAAAAGUUACUGUCCUCCACAAGGGGACAGUGCAGAGUUUGAUGAACCAAAGACAGAAAGUAAGGAUGAGAGUGAACCAAAGAAUCAAGGAUUGAGAACUGGGGUUAUUGAAUCAACCAUAAGCUGCCUUAACCUCUCAAAUCAAACCUCUCAAGACCAAACCUGCUCAGGAUCAAACAGGCCUGAAGUCACAGUAAAGGGGAAUGUGAAACUGUUUAAGAGUUGUAUUGAAAAGGGUGAUCUGGAGUAUUUAAAGACUCUUCAGGCUGAACCGACAGUUCAAGAACAGGAAAUUCCUCCCAUCCAAAAUUUGGCGGGACAAGUCACAGAGCUUCAUCCUGAACAACAAGGUGACCAGGCAGAGGAUAGUACAUCAGAGUGGGUACCAGUGGAUGUAAAGAGACUGAAAUCCAUGUUCUCUGGAGAUGACAGACCAGUCCAACCCAAACAACCUACCACCAUCCCUCCUGCAUCCAAGGGUCAAAAUGUGCCACUUGGAAAUAAGCAGUCCUGCACAGAGAGGAAUAUCGGUGUCCUUUCCCAUGUGCAAGAAAAGAACAACAUCAAGGAUUGUGGCAUCCAAGCACAAGAACAACCGCACAGCUCUGAAGCCGCAAUGCAAUUUGAGGUGCUGGACGAUGACAGGGUCCACCAAGCUGAAUUAGUCGAGGUGAUAGAUGACAAUGAAGAAAUCCUGAACCUCAAAACAGCAAUCCAUAGCCUCCAACAGGCCACAAUGGAAGCAAAAUCUUUUUAUCAGUCAUCACAACAUAAACAGAAAGUCCAUGUUCAAGAAUCUACUAAGGAACCCAUUGCCUCAGGUAUAAUAUAUGAUGUCAACUCAGUGAAAAUGCAGAGAACAGAAGCAGAAUUACCUCAAGAAAAUGCACAAAAAGAGGAAACAGCUUCCAACAUCACUUCAGAACAUAAACCAGUAAAUGAAAAUGAGAGCACAUGCCUUCAAGAGAUUAACUCUGUAGAAAUUCAUGCUACUGAGACAUGCAGCAAAAAGGGUAAAACAAGCACAGAGGUGGUCCAGGAGCAACACUUUGAAGCUGCUACGAUGUCUUCAAAUAGUUCAGAAACUGCUGCACAGCAAGAGGAUGAGGAAAUAGAUUUUCAGGGUAAACUUCAAUCAGCUUUGGAUUCCCUGGAGAGGUCUAACAUUAAUGUUACUAGAGGAGACUUCAGAGCAGCGAUGAUAUAUAAAAAAUCUUCCAAAGAAAGAUCACAAAAUGUUGAUGUAGCGUCCAUUCAAAAGACAACUAACAACGAGAUUUGCGCAGUGACUGAAUCUAAAUCAAGUCUAGAUGUGGCCACAGAGCCCCCAAGACAAAGUGACACCCUUAAUAAACCAGCUGCAAGUGCUGCCUCAGAGAAUAGCAAAAGGCCUGUUUGUCCAAAACCAGCCAUCCCACCUAAACCUGAACAUUUGAAGAUGAAACAAAGAGACAGUCAAUCAACAAGCACAGAGACUCAUCAUACUCAUACUAUUAAAUCUGAAAUGAAAAAGCUUUUGAAAGAAAAUACAACUAUGGCAACAACAUUUCUAUCAGAUCAGGAUGAAAAUAAGCCAGAUUUAGAGGGUCAUGAACCUACAAGAAAUCUACUUUUUGGUGAAGCAUUACAAAUGCCCCAGGAAAUCCAAAAAAGCAGAGUCCAAGGUCCAGUCAUCACCUUGGAAAGUCACAAUACAGAUGGGAAUAUAAUUGACCGACAAAAAGAAAUAAAUGACACAGAAGAGGAGAAAAACACCCAGAACAUCCUGGUCAAAGAUGAUAUGAAUGAAACAGAUGAAAGCCCUGUAGAUUUCAAUGAAGCAUGCAAAAAAUUUGGAGGUAAAAAGACACUUUCAGCGAAGAAUGCCCCUGUGAAGCCAAAAAGAGUAAAAAAGCAUGACAACAAAAAUCCAAAGCACUCAUCUGGAGACCAUAAUUCAAAAAUUCCUGCAUACGUAGAGGCAGAACCACAACAAACUACUACUGGUCCAUCAGGCAGUAACCCAAAGGCCUGUGGACAAGGUGCUGACAGCAAAAACAAGCAGGAGAGACAAAUUAAACAGGAGGGGAAAGUAGAGAUGAGGGAAAAGAAAGGAAGAACAGAGACAGAGGAUGAAUGCCGGCAGCGGCUGUCAGUUCAUAUGGACGAGAUCAUGAGAGGGAACAUAACGGCAGCCAUGGAAAUUUUUGACAAUUUGCGAAAGCAGGAGGAACUGAAGAGUAUUCUCAGUCAAGUCGAAGAAAUCGAAGAGGACACAAGUGAGGUUGACGUAAGGUCACUGAGGAAAGUGUUCGAGGACGUCCCUGAUUGGGUCGUCGAGUCCAACAAGAGGAAACCAAAAAGUAUACAAGUAGAACAAAAAGAGGAGAGGUCGCCAUUAUCGAUGGACAAGAGUGAAAGCAAGUCCUCAAUGGCGCAUGUUUUUGGAGAUCUUGAGAGAGCCAGUGAGGAAAUUAUGAAUCUAAAAGAGCAGACUUUAGCCAGGCUUGUGGACAUAGAGGAGGCCAUAAAAAAGGCUCUUUAUUCUGUCUCUACCUUGAAAUCAGACUCAGAUAUUGCUGGUUUAUCAUGCUUGUUCAAAGAGUCCUUAGGGACAGUUCAUGGAUCCCCAUCUUCUGGUAACAUUAGUAAAAUUAGCAUCGGGUCAAGCAGAAAGCAAUCAGUGAUGACACAGGAGGGCCCGACAACACAGGGAAGCACAGCGCUGCCAGCUGGUCAGGGUGCAAGCCUUGAAAUAGCCUCUGCGAAACAACGAGCGAGUCCUCCAUCUUCACCGGCCUUCAUCUCCAUUCAGUCAGCUGCUCGAAAGACGGAGAUGCUGUCCCCAGAGACCACAACCUGCCCCACAUGUCAGCACAGCCCGAAGACUGAAGAGAAAUUCAGGACGACAAAAAUCCUACAAUGCAACAGCCCAGCUGAAAACGACCCUAGAAAGGGAGGUCAAAAACAAUCCAGUUAUAGCCCACUUAACCCUAAACAAGAGCUCAGUGUGCUUGAGGUGCAGGCUGAUGGUAAGGGGAGCGGCAUUUUAGGCAACAAAACAGUCACAGAGAACUAUGAGAGAACUGAUAACUUUGGUAACCGGUUUUUCUCCUCCAAAACCUCCACUGUUGUCAAUACUCCCCCAGAAAUAAUGACAUCAUCCACAGGUCAGGCCCUGAACAGUCCGGCUCAGCACCAGGUCACUAAGUACCCAGAGGUUCGGCUGCCGAUCAAUCAGAAACCCUAAUUCAACCACAGGGAGGGGGCUGUUUCUGUUUCACACCGAAACACUAAAUGCUGGCAAUGUUUUUCAUGUACUGCACGACAAAGUUGUCAUGUACAGAAAUUGAUUUCUUAUAAAUGAAUAUGAUGUUUGUUACUGUUUGUUUGUUU
Messenger RNA from Scomber japonicus (chub mackerel), 5633 nucleotides. RefSeq names its product xin actin-binding repeat-containing protein 1. The coding region runs from base 1 to 5487 and encodes 1828 amino acids. NCBI's taxonomy places the organism in Eukaryota, Metazoa, Chordata, Actinopteri, Scombriformes, Scombridae. Gene Ontology annotation, biological process: actin cytoskeleton organization; actin filament organization. Gene Ontology annotation, molecular function: actin filament binding. Gene Ontology annotation, cellular component: focal adhesion; stress fiber. The record is from RefSeq and is a predicted model, not a curated record. The transcript has 6 exons.